CCCGCACCACCCCGCAGCCAAGCCUAGCCACUCGGGUGGCCGGAGCACGCAGGGCAAAGCCUAGGCCUGGACCCCCGCGGUGAGCGCCCUGCCAGCCAGAAUUCACAAUGACAACAGUAAAGGUGACCACAGAAGCUCUGCCAACAAGUAUACUAGAAGAUAAUGCUGCUGUGUAUGAGGCUACAUCGGCACACAUUAUUGAAGAAACUGAAUAUGUGCGAAAGAUUCGAACUACUCUGGAGAAGAUCCGAAAUCAAAUGUUUAAAGAUGAAAUAGGACAUAACAGCACAAAUCACAAACUAGAGGCAAAGCAUAUAGGAAGAUGUCGGACCCGCCAGGACACAUGGCAGCCACAUUUCCCGGUGACAGACAAGGGUGUGAACUUGCUAGGUUCUCUGGGCUAUUGCAGUGGACGAGGACUGAGGCAUUCCAGCUUGUUCCCUGUCCAUGGGUUAAACUGCGAGCUGCUCCUCAGCUUUCAAUGGCAGGAUCAUAGGCACUGCUCUGUAACCAGGGAAAGUACGUUGGGGGACGAUACAGAAGAGCAAAAUGCAGUUAUGGCCACGCUGAGUUCUCUGUUAGGCCUGGGAGGACCGGAGGGUGGGCACAUGAUCCCGGAGCUGAUUGAGCCCCAGGUUACCAAGCUUGAGAAAGAACAGACAUUGAAACAGCAUGUUGAAAGUCUGAAUCAAGUUGCUGAAAAACUUGAAGAAAAACACAAGCAAAUCACAGAAUUGGAGACGCUUGUGCAGAGGAUGGAGACGGAAAAGAGAACGCUACUAGAAAGAAAACUAUCAUUGGAGAGCAAGCUUCUGCAACUCAAAUCCAAUGCUACAUAUGCUAACAGUUGCCAGGAUCUUCAGAUGGAGAUUUCCAUCCUCCAGGAGCAGAUCUCUCAUUUGCAGUUUGUGAUUCAUUCUCAGCAUCAGAACCUACGCAGCGUCAUCCAGGAGAUGGAAGGAUUAAAGAAUAACUUAAAGGAACAAGAUAAAAGAAUUGAACGUCUGCAAGAAAAAGUCAGUGUACUUGAAGCCCAGAACAAAGAACUAAAAACCAAGGUGGCACUUUGGCCUGAAAUGCCUAGGACAAAAGCAUCUAAAUCUGUCUCUACAAGUGAAUUGAAGACUGAAGACACGUCUCCCUAUUUGAUGUUGAUUAGGCUACGGAAAUGAACUGGCUGGAUAAAGAUCAGCUUGAGAGAGACUAUGUGGAUCUUAUUUAUUCCUUUCAUGUUAAAAUGGCAACAUGUCAGUGUUCAUAUGGACUUUAUUAUACAUCAAAACUCAGCAGGAAGGCAACAUUCCAGAAUUUCAAACAAAUGUGUAUUUGAGUGAAAGAAUUCUUUCUUUAGAACUUACUAAACACACUAAGAAACCAGGUGAUUUCCCAUAAGGGAAAGUUGAUUCCAUUUUUAACUUAAGAAAAGGAAAUCUGCGUCUUAUUUUUUGUUUCAUGAUCAAGAAACAUAAGGUUUUCAUCUUCACCCUUUUGAUAGUAAUAGUUUUAUGUAUACUGGGAACAAUGCUAUAUAUAUAUAUAUAUAUAUAUGGACA
Dipodomys ordii (Ord's kangaroo rat) is the source of this 1553-nucleotide messenger RNA. RefSeq names its product coiled-coil domain containing 68 (gene Ccdc68). The record is from RefSeq and is a predicted model, not a curated record. NCBI's taxonomy places the organism in Eukaryota, Metazoa, Chordata, Mammalia, Rodentia, Heteromyidae. Gene Ontology annotation, cellular component: intracellular anatomical structure. Gene Ontology annotation, biological process: intracellular signal transduction. Bases 108 to 1172 code for a protein of 354 amino acids. The transcript has 11 exons.